Molecule: messenger RNA, 2343 nt
Organism: Mercenaria mercenaria
Lineage: Eukaryota; Metazoa; Mollusca; Bivalvia; Venerida; Veneridae
Product: uracil-DNA glycosylase-like
Exons: 8
Coding region: 56-1024 (322 amino acids)
Biological process (GO): base-excision repair, AP site formation via deaminated base removal; base-excision repair
Cellular component (GO): mitochondrion; nucleus
Molecular function (GO): uracil DNA N-glycosylase activity
Source: RefSeq, a predicted model, not a curated record
AGUCGCGAAACGCUUACCAUCAAAUUGUGUUUGUGCCCAACAUUUUAAUGUUUGCAUGCGAAGAUAUACGAUAUUAAGCAGCAGCAUUUUAAAAAUGAGUAACCAGAAGAAUAUUUUAAGUUUUUUCUCCCCGCAGCAAAAGCGAUCUUCAGAUAAAUUCGAGUUAGUAGACAAACCGACAAAAAAGCCAAAACUUGAUGAUGGGGAAAACUCCCCAAAGGCGGGUAAAGAAAAUGUGAACAUUUCAUUAAGUCCAGAACAGAAGCAGAGGAUUGAGGAAAACCGACAGAAAGCUCUUGCCAAAUUGGCAACCAAACACUCAGAUCCUGGUGGAAUAUUAGUCAAUGUUGGGGAAUCAUGGAAAGAAGCUUUGCAAGAUGAGUUUUCAAAACCAUACUUUGAAAAAUUGAACAAGUUUGUGAUGUCAGAGAGAAGCAAAGGAACAGUUUAUCCGCAGCCAGAGAAUGUGUUCAGCUGGACAAAGGCAUGUACUGUUAAUGAUGUGAAGGUAGUGAUAUUAGGUCAGGACCCAUAUCAUGGACCUAACCAGGCACAUGGAAUGGCAUUCAGUGUUUUACCAGGAGUAGCACCUCCUCCAAGUUUACUGAAUAUGUACAAGGAACUAGAGAAUGAUGUGGAAGGAUUUAAACGACCAGGUCAUGGUUACUUGAUGGGCUGGGCAAAACAAGGUGUAUUGAUGUUGAAUGCUGUUUUAACUGUUAGAGCACAUCAAGCUAACUCCCACAAGGAUCAGGGAUGGGAGAGGCUUACAGAUGCCACCAUUUCAUACCUGAACAAAAAUAGGUCAGGAAUUGUGUUUAUGCUUUGGGGAUCAUAUGCACAGAAAAAAGGAAUGCAUAUUGACAAGAGUAAACACCAUAUCCUGAAGGGGGUACAUCCCUCACCUCUCUCAGCACACAGAGGAUAUAUGGGGUGUAAACAUUUCUCAAAAUGCAACAGUCUUCUUAGAGAUGAUGGUAAUACACCUAUAGACUGGGCUUAUCUACCUGUUAACCCUGAGUGAAAAAUGAACAGACUAUUAUGUAGUUCUACAGUUGUACAAAAGGUUGUUACUCUCUUGAUUGACAAAUUGUAAUUGUUGUAUAAACCAAGGAGGCUGGUUUGGUUAGAUACUGGAAUCUUAUCAAAUCCUAAUAAACAAUGACAACACUUGGGCGUGUCGAUGCCAGUGACUUGACACAAAGAUCUCUAGCAGUUCUGAAAGCUUAGAGAUGUAUUAACACAUUGGCAGAAAAUUUACUGUGAGAGAUGGUUUGACAUUCAUGUGGAGUUGUUCCUGCAUUCAGUUGGUGACAUGUGAUCAGUGUGAAAGUGUUUGUAAAGAAGGGACUAUAAUUUUUUGAGUUUUAUUCCUGAAAAAUAAUACUAAACCAUUUGUAUCAGCAAGACAUUUACCUGCUUAUUAGUACUACACUUUGGUUUUAACUGUUUUAGUAUUACAUUAAGUGAGCUUUUUUGUAAGGUGUUAACAGUGCUAGUUGCUAACUGAUUUGUACAGAAAUUGUUUCAAUGUCUAGUUACAAUAUUUCAAACUGGAAUAGUGCAAAACAAUUUUCUGCUGUUUGCUAUUAUAAGAUGACUGAAGACAGAUGUUGUAUGAUCUAACAUAAGUCUGUGAUAUAAUUAAAACUCAAAGCACUGAUGGUGGUUGCAAUUGAUGCUAAUUGAUUUGUAAAAUACUGGAAAGAAUGUGACAUUCUGAGGAAUUCUUACUUAUAAUCGGAAGAACUUUUUUCAAAACAUUUAGCUUUCCUUUCAAAGUUAUGCGUUUUUAGCUCACCUGAGCACAAAGUGCUCAUGGUGAACUAUUGUGAUCACACUGUAUCCAUUGUGCGACUGUCUGUCCUCAACAAUUUCUUUUAAACAACAUCUCCAAAACCACUGAAUGGAUUUUGAUGAAAUUUGCCCAGGAUGUUCCUUGGAUGGUCCUCUACCAAAGUUUUUAAAACAGUUCCGCUUGGUUUUACAUAGGCGCCGCCAGAGCUGAAAAACCUUCAAAUGACAUCUCCUCCUAAACUGCCUGGCCAGUUUUGAAAUAAUUUCAUGCAAAAACCUACUACCAAGAUUGUUCAAAUUAUUCUGAUUCUUCAAAAAACGGCCACCAGGGGCGUGAUUACUUUUCUCUACAAUCAUGUAUAUAGUGGAAACUUCUUGUGUGAAACUAUUGGCCCUAUUUUAAAAUAAUUUUAUGCAGGUGUUGUUUGGGUGACCGUCUACUAAGAUUGGUAAAAUUAUUCUGAUUCAUUUAAAAACAUGGCCGCAAGAUGGCAUGUUCACUUUCCCUAUAUAUAUAUAUAUAUAUAUAUAUAUAUAUAUAUAUAU